AGACAGUGCGAGGCGGGCCGCGACGCGGGCGUUACGUGUCGCCCUCCGUCGGUUUAUUAUUUAUGUCACUAUCACUUUUGACUUUCAGUGCUGUGAUAAACGUACUAGUUCUGUUUUAAUAUUGGUGAAUGUUAAUAUUAUUUAGUGAAAUAUUUUAUACACAACUUCGAGUUUGAAUAGUGAUAUCACCCAUAUCCUGUGGCUGCUAGCUUCCUAAUAUUGGUGUUCGUGUGGUCAAGGCCCGCGGUGUGUGAGAGUGUAAUGUGCGUGGUGCGUUGGCACUUGUGAAGUAAUGUUCAUCAAGGCCGGGCCGGGAGCGGCCGAACCAGAGCGUCGUGGAUCUGUCUCCAACUGGUUCUCGUCUUUGAGACGCGGUGGCGGGCGACGCAAACGCGAGGAAACUGCCGUGCCCUCAGGUUACGGUUCGCUUGGCAGGCGGAAGGAUGGGUCGCAGCCGCGGGGCAAGACCCGCUCCGCCUGGGAUCUUACAACCGUCACUAGACUGCAACUUAAAGAUGAGCUCGGUGAAGUGGUCGCGGAGCUGGAGGCUCUGGAUGGGCAGGAGGAGUGUAAGCAAAACAGUAAAGCCAAGCAGAUGAGUAUAGGGAGGAAGAAAUUCAACAUGGACCCAAAGAAAGGCAUUGAAUACCUGUACGAGAACGGUCUACUGCAGAGAACGCCCGAAGAUGUAGCGCAGUUUCUUCACAAAGGCGAAGGUCUAAGUAAGACGGCGAUAGGCGACUACCUCGGCGAACGUUCAGAAUUCAAUGAGGCGGUGCUCAAAGCGUUCGUUGAAUUACACGACUUUACAGACCUAAUACUAGUUCAAGCACUCAGACAAUUCUUAUGGAGUUUCCGUCUACCGGGCGAGGCGCAGAAGAUCGAUCGUAUGAUGGAGUGUUUCGCUCAAAGAUAUUGCCAACUAAACCCGGACAUCUUCACCAACGCGGAUACGUGUUACGUGCUAAGUUUUGCGAUAAUUAUGUUGAACACUUCACUACACAACCCCAGCGUUAAAGACAAGCCUUUACCGGAACAGUUUGUUGCCAUGAACCGGGGGAUCAACAACGGCGGAGAUCUACCGCAGGAGUUACUCUUAUCGCUGUACGAGUCGAUAAAAACAGAGCCAUUUAAAAUUCCGGAGGACGACGGCAACGAUCUCAUGCAUACCUUCUUCAAUCCGGACAAAGAAGGAUGGCUGUGGAAACAGGGAGGAAGAUAUAAGUCGUGGAAGAGACGGUGGUUUAUAUUGAACGAUAACUGCCUGUACUACUUCGAAUACACGACGGACAAAGAACCUAGGGGCAUCAUUCCAUUAGAGAAUAUUUCUGUGAGACCAGCGAGCGACAGACAACGACCGCACUGUUUGGAGCUGUACGCGAGCGGCGGCGCUGAUCUCAUCAAGGCCUGCAAGACUGACUCCGAGGGGAAGGUCGUCGAGGGAAAACAUACUGUUUACAGAAUGUCGGCAGCUACGGCGGAGGAGCGCGACGAGUGGAUCGAGUGCCUGCGCCGCUCCAUCAGCCACAACCCCUUCUACGACAUGCUCGCGCAGCGCAAGAAGAAGGCGCAGCACAACCUGCACUCCGCGCACUGACUACACGACACCGGACUCUGAACACAACUACAUCUUCGUCUGUCUACUGGUGUCGUGAUGUGCCAGUUAUACAAGCUCCCCGAAGAACAGUGUUCGUCAAACAAUCUACAAGGUUACACGAGUAAUGAUCAGCAAUAAGUGCAAUUUAACGACAUCAAACCACCUCAGUAAACGAGCCUUAAUUUUAAAUGUGGUUUAUACAACUUCUGCCCAAUAAUAGUAAACAUAAGUAAUGUUUGUUUUAGGGGUAUAGCCUAUUGAACGAAGUCGUUUUCUUCAACUCUUAUUAUUGACAUUAAUCAUAAUUUAUUGUAGAGAAUAUAGUAGAAUUUUUAUAAAUACAGUGUACCUAAAGAGUUAUAGAAUGUUAUAUGCAUAACGAGUGAUAAGUCAUGCAUCUGAUGUAACGUCUAAUCGACAUUGAUUGCGAAAUAAGUUUUAUUUAUCAUGUUAUUUUAACAAAUUCAUAAGUGAGCUUAACCCCGAGGUAACGUCCGUCAAGAGUCAGCUGGUGACUUGACAAUAGCCAUUAGUCAUAACUCCAAUGAAUAUGUGAUAUUUAGCCAUGAUAACGACGUACGGAAUGUAUUGUGUUGUACAUAUCGAAACACAAUAAUUGCGCAUCAUUUCAUGGCUGUUGGUCCAUGUAUAUAAACGAAGGAAAGACUGAAAAUUGUGCUUUUUAAACAUCGCCUAUUCGAAAUUGGAACUGUUAGUCGCGUGCGUAAUAAUUUACUUUUCAAAUUAUCACUGUAGACUUAAAAGAAUAAUAUAUUUGUGAGGAAGUCCGUAUCUCACGUCUCACAUGCAUACUGUAUCCGCACAUCGAUUAAAACUGCAAUGAAAUUAAAUACGGAAGUGAUGAAAUCGUCGGCUUAAGGAUGCAGCUUGCUAAACUCAUUCUUGAGUUCAUACCGUGAGAUUAGUUACGAGCGCAUACUGCCAAAUUUUUAUAGUUUGCUAAAGUAAAUUGGUUUCAAACAUUGUUUAAAUGUUGGACAUCCGCAUCACAUCUCAGGAUUGACAAUAAGUUUGUUUAAUUGUAUCGGCACAUACGUUGCUGGCCUAGCCUAAUAAAACCGUGGCGGAAUUGUAUUCAAUGAAAAGUAUUACUUUGAUAAUAUUGUAAUGUAACAUAUUAUGUGAAGAUAAUGUAAAGUAAUACAUGUGUAAAUAGGUUAAUUAGCCUAACUUAGUGUGUGAAAGCCAUCGGUAUUAUUACUUCUUAUGAGAAUGAGAAUGUAAAUAUGGCUGGAUAACAGAAAAUAAGGAAGGCACAACCAAUUUUUGAAAAACUAAUUUAUGGACAAAUAUUUCAUGGAACUACAGCGAAUCGGUUUUAUUUAUGUUUUAGUCAAUAAAUAAAACAAAGGUUAUGCUUGUUAUCGACACAACUCAUUGUCAUUUCCGCCCAUAAACAUAGAUAUAAACAUUAGGUAACUGUUUAGAAGUAGCCUUUAUGUGGCCUAACAUCAUCAUGUCAUUAGUUUUUAUUAGUAUUUCAGAAGUUGGCUGUUGCCGUUAGUAUAAUUAAUUUAAAUUGGGCAACAAAAUUUUAGUUUACAUUCCUGCUCUUUAACCUAAAUAAUCUCAAAAGAAUGUGAGGAAUUAUCGUUCUGUUCGUAAGCAUUUUCAUGUUCUGUUAAACUGUCUCUAUCACUAAAUUCUUGUUCUGUAAAUAAUUUCAUGUAUUUUUUCCAAUGUAAUUCAAAUUCAAUAUUUCAUUUCAAUUAUUUUGAUAAUAUUUCUGUAAUGAUUUAAUGAGAUAAAAUAUAUAGUGGUCUUCUGUCAAAAGAUCUCUUGUUAUCUGUAUACAUAUGUAUGAUUAUCGUAAUAUACAUUUUAGUCACAGUAGAACAGCCACUCUGUAUUGUUAUUCUCAAAGUAAUCGGUCAGUAUAGCGCCUUGUACGACCAGUAAGAACAAUGUUCACAAGGUGCCAUAAUUUUUAUUUAAUUUUUAACGAGCAACGAUCAUAGAUGUGGCUGUACUACUGACAAUAUUAAUCCCUAUUUAUGUGAAUAAUCGGUUUUUAGAAACAAUUUUAUUUUUUAUUGUUCAUAAUUCAAAUGUCAUAAAACUCAAUUAUUUAAUAAUGAUAUUAGGGGAGGUAAAUAUUCUGUUUUGUAAUUAUUUUUUAUGGAAUGGUGCCUAGUAUUGAUCUGCAACUAGUUAAGCUUACUAUAGUAGUAUUAGUGUACCGACUUAUAAUGCGCUGUAAAUUCGCUUUUAGAAACGUUAAUUUAUCAAUGUAAUGUUUUAUAUGACAGCGGAUAUGUGCAUAAUAAUGGUGUUGUAAAUAAUUUUGUAAGAAAAUGGAUAUACAUAAAAUAUGUUUAUUUA
Messenger RNA from Helicoverpa zea (corn earworm), 3940 nucleotides. It is a transcript of the gene step, whose product is annotated as cytohesin-1. Lineage: Eukaryota; Metazoa; Arthropoda; Insecta; Lepidoptera; Noctuidae. The transcript has 9 exons. Gene Ontology annotation, biological process: regulation of ARF protein signal transduction. Gene Ontology annotation, molecular function: guanyl-nucleotide exchange factor activity. The record is from RefSeq and is a predicted model, not a curated record. The coding region runs from base 293 to 1597 and encodes 434 amino acids.